GUAUACGUUUUGCUUAGCUUCACGAACCAACCACCACGCAAAUUCUGCAGACAACCGUCGAUAAAUUUCACUAAACACUGCGGUGCAGCAUUUUCAGCCGCCAAGAUGUUUAACAGAAUGACAAGUUUGUGGAUGGGCGAUUUAGACCCAUACAUGGACGAGAACUUCAUUAAGCAAGCUUUCAGCACCAUGGGAGAGACUGCGUUCGGUGUCAAGAUCAUUACACAUCGAGUUACUGGAGGCUCAGCUGGAUAUUGUUUUGUGGAGAUGGCAGAUGAGGCCAGUGUUGACCGCUGCGUGCAGAGGCUUAAUGGGAAGCUGGUUCCAGGAUCAAAUCCGCCCAGGAAGUUCAAGCUAAACUAUGCAACAUAUGGGAAAAGGCCAGAGCCUGGCCCAGAGUUCUCUGUCUUUGUUGGCGAUCUCACAUCAGAAGUGGAUGACUACCAGCUACAUCAGUUCUUUCUGAAAAAAUUCCCUUCAUGUAAAGGAGCUAAAGUUGUCACAGAUCCCUAUGGGAACUCCAGGGGUUAUGGCUUUGUCAAGUUUAGCGACGAGAAUGAACAGAAGAAAGCCCUCGAGGAGUUUCAGAAUGCUUCGGGUCUCGGAGGAAAACCCAUCAGGAUAAGCAUCGCCGUCAACAAAGGCAACAAAGCAAGCACUUACCACAACCAGAAUAACACCUACAACACCAACUAUCAGCAGCAGUACUAUCAGCAGCCCUACAACAGUUACUACCCACAGUGGGGCUAUGAUCAGUACAGCGGUUACAACUACGGAUAUAACCCUUAUGCGGCCCCCCCUCCAAUGAUGGGACCACCUCCACCCAUGGGAAUGCCUCCCAUGCCCCCUGACAUGCAGGGAUCCACAGAGGCACAUGAUGGCACAGAGGAAGUUGAGGAGGACCCUUCUGAAGACCCAAACCCACAGGUGGAUGUGGAAGAGUUAAAUAGGCAGUACAUGGAGCGAAGUGAGGAGCUCUAUGAUUCGCUCAUGGAGUGUCACUGGCUGCCAAUGGACACCAUCACAUCUGACAUUUCUAUGAUGAACGGCUCAUGACUAUCUGAACCAACCACCGUCCAGGAUUAUUAUAUGUGAAGGAACUUGCCUUUUUUAUAAUGCUCUGAGCAAGUUUCAGAGAUAAUUUCCUCUCCCUUUCAGCCUUUUAUUUGGAGCUUCAUCUCAGCAGGCAAGAUGCUUUUCUUUGUGUGUGUGUCCAAUAUUAUUAUCAUUUUUUUUUCAGAAUGUUGAUAGUUACGGUUGAACUGUUCAUUUUCUUUUCUUUUUUUAUUUCUUUGAAGACAGAUGGAAACAAUUUGAUUCAGUCCUGUUGUCAUUUUUAACUAGGAGCUAUUCCUAUUCUUGCCUUAUUAAACUUUUUCCAUUCAAAUUUUGAAGCAUGCAUUGUGGGUACAAAUGUUGUGUCGUCAAAAUAAGCCUUUAUAUAUACCCUACACCCUUUUUGUCCUUUAUGUUCAAGACAUGGUCAUUUUUAUGGCAGAUUUAGGACAUGGGGAUUUUUGCAAGAAAAAUAAUAAUACAGCAUUGACCAAGAUUUCUCUGCUCUUAAAUUGGGGCAUAACUCAGUACUUUGGGGCAUAAAUCAUUACACGUUUCUUAUUUAAGGCUGUGCUUUUCCAAAAAAGUGAGUAUUUUUGUAAUAACAUACUGAGGUUGUCAAGGAUGAACUUAAUAAAUCACUUUGAUGUCUCAA
Messenger RNA from Danio rerio (zebrafish), 1711 nucleotides. RefSeq names its product tRNA selenocysteine 1 associated protein 1b (gene trnau1apb). NCBI's taxonomy places the organism in Eukaryota, Metazoa, Chordata, Actinopteri, Cypriniformes, Danionidae. The record is from RefSeq and is marked validated. Gene Ontology annotation, molecular function: RNA binding; nucleic acid binding. Gene Ontology annotation, cellular component: nucleus; cytoplasm.